UUUCAUAAAGUGAGAGAAUCCUGUGCGACGAUUUGGUAUGAUAAAAGGGCGAAUGGAAAAAACAUUUCUUGUUUCUGUCUCUGUCUUCAAAUGUGAAGACUUAGCUUCAAGAUGCACACAAAGAACAACCAACUUUCUGUUAUCUCUAUCGGCCUUACCGCCCCCCCCCCGCCGUUUGCGUUAUUUGCUCUUUGAAUGUGUCAGAGGAACUAAUCAUUUCAUUAAUUUGCGGUAGACUGUUCUGAGGAGAAUGUUAAGUAGUGUUUGACAUAUAAUGUAGGUACUUACAUUGAAACUGAUAUCUGUGGUCAUGGUUUUUAUUUGUAUGUUUUAUGAAUAAGUAGUCUGUCUUUCUGUGUGUAUGGAAUCGUUGGUAAAAAGGCUGUUCGUUAAAUAUCUUUUUGCAUCAAUGCAGAAAUUUAAUUUUGAAUUAUGUAUUGUCGCAACUGAAAAAUUUUCUGUUGGUAAAGAGAUUCUUUCAAUUUAGUCUUCUUUUAAAAAAAAACCUACCUUAUAUUGUAACUUUUUCUUGACAUUUUAGCGUCUUUCAUAUAGUACUGUCAUAAAAGUAAGAAAAAAAGUCUAGAUACUUUUCUGGGUUUGCGUAGCCAUGACUGUUGUCAUGCGUUUUGAGUGAUGAGUGCUUUGUAGUGUGUGUUUGCGAUUUAAUUUGUGGCUUAUCAUCGAAGCUAGCUUCCGGAUGUGUAAAUUUAACUUCAGACUGACCGAUAUUUAGGAGAUUAUAGCUUUCUGGUAUUUCAAGACUUCUCCUAAGCAUGUUAUAAAAAUAUUUUGGAAUAUGAUGAAAAUAAAAGAUUGUAAAUUGAAAGCUCUGAAAGUUGAAAUUUGUAUUUCUCCAGCAUGUCUUGCAUAUGGCUGUGAUAUUAACUGACCUUUUCAUUAUCUUGCUGUUUCGUAUUAGAAGUAUGUUUUCUACUUGUAUAUUUCUGUAGAAAUGUACCUAGCUGUAGCAUGUCUGCAGAAAAAAUGGAGUUACGUGACCAUCCUUAUACAAAAAGGGAAAGUAAUGAAAAUCAGUGCAUGAAGUUAUUGUCUACUGAUGCUACAUUUGCACCUUCCAGUAGUUUUUCUGAUGAAUCUCUAGGAUCUCAAGUUAGAAAUGUUGAAAGAAAUGAUUCCCAGUGGUCAAGCAGUACUAAAGUUCAUACUUUAAGUGGUCUCUAUUCUGUGGUAUUAUCAGUGUUUGUUGGUAUUUCUGUUUUCACUGAGCUUCUUCAUGGUCCAGUACCUCUGUUCUAUAUACAUGUUUAUCUUUUUCUGUAUUUAUUUGGCAUUAGUAUACUAUUAUUAUGCAUCAGUUUCGCAAGUUGGUUUAAAAGCAAGUAUUUACAAACUGCUGAAACUACUGUGAAAGUGCAGACUUGUGGAUAUGCAUUAUCUGCAAAAGGUUUUUGCUUUGGGAUCACCAAUUUAUAUUUGAAGCUUGGAAUAGUUGUUUUUGGCGUGGGAUUUUUUGUAUCUACUUGCUUGGAGAUUGCUGCUAUUUUUACAUCAUCUACACAAUGUAUGAGUGUUGUGAGUGCAAUUGUUCCUGUUUUCCGCUGUCUUUUUAUCAUCUUACUUACUAUCUGUCUGGUUUCAAAUCCCAAAGAAUUGUUUGGAAGUUAUGGAUGUUUUCGUCAUCUUGUCGUUAUGCAUAUUACGGCUACUGUUGCUGCUGUUUGGAUCCAAAUAUUUCUCUGGGAAAGCAACAAAGAUUGGCAAGACGCUUUGCAUUUUAAGCAUAACUCAAGUUCUUUGUGGGAACAAAAUGAAAUAAAUAUAUCUGUGCAUUCUUUGGAUUCUGAUGCUAAUUCCAUGGAUAUGAACAAACAUUUGCCUCUUCAUACUGUCCACUUUACAUCCAAUUGUUGGUGGAGAACAUCUGAAUAUCAAGAAGUGAUUGAUACUGUUGCUAUCCAAAUGUGCCUUUUAAAUUCUACUGUUGGAAAUAUAUCUGAGAAAGCAGCUACAUUUUUGUAUCCAUUUACAUCUCAGUAUUGUUUUGUAGUAGUAUGUGUCUUAUAUUUAAUAUGGGAAGAGUCUAGGCCUGAUACAAAGAAAUGCAGUUUUACAUCAUAUGUUCCAUAUGAUAGGGACAACAAUGGAAUCUGCAAUCGAUCAACUAAAGGUCUCUUUUGUGGAUUCCUCAUUCUUGUAUCAAGCAUAAUAAUUACAAUUAUGUUUUUAACAUCCAGAAAUAUGAACUAUAUUGUUCUUAGAAGUAUAUAUUGUAUAAUAUUUAUAUUAUCAUUUUGUGCUUCAAUUUUGGGUCUUACUCAGGUUAAAAGGAUGUCUGUAAGUAAGUGUAAUUGUAGAACUCGGUUUAUAAAACUCUUCCAAACUUCUGGAAUAAUUUCAGUUUAUAUAUAUGGCUCUUGCAAUAUAAUUGUUGGGGCAUUAUCUGAUGACACUAUAAGCAUUCUUAUUUCAUGUGAAGCUAUACUUAUGAUGCUACAUGCUAGUACACAGUAUGUGUUUAUUUUUGAAGUAUCGAGAAAAAGAAUAGAUAAUUCAAAUAUGUAUGUAAAGCCAGGCAGGCAAGUAGUUUUCUUUCUUGCAUUUUGUAAUAUUUCUUUGUGGUUGCUGGACUGCUUUAUUUUGUGGAAUCAUGCAAAAAGUGACUUGCAAGUGAAAUUUUAUGGAAACAUUGCAUGGCCUAUAAUGAUGCGAUUGGUUAUCCCUUUCUUGGUAUAUUUUAGAUUUUAUUCUGCCUCUGUUCUUCUGCAGGCAUGGAUCGUAUCUUACUGAUAACCUUAAAUGGAAUGAAACAUUUAUAAGACAGGACGGAGUUUUCUUCAAGAUAAUAAUUAAAGGCUACUUAAUGCUUCUGCCUGUGAGAUAGUUAAUCAUUAACGUUACUAAGCCUCAUCUUAAAGUAUAUGCUGAAAAUCUGAAUAACCACUUAUGAAUAAACUUCUAAAGCUCUCGUGUUCUGUAUAAUGAGAAGGCGAGUAACCAAUGUGAGCGAUGUGAAGAAAGACAACAGACAGACUGUUUCAUGUACCAUUAUGCAUAAUUGUAUAAUAGCUCAUUCUGUUAAAAAACCAUCAAUUCUGUCAAAUAACCAUUAAUUAUAAAUGUUAUUAAAUGCCAUUUAAGGUCAUCUAAAAACAGUGGUUCGUUCUUUUCUGACAGGCAUUAUGAUACAAAUCAGUAACAGCACAUAAUCCAAGGUUUUUAAUUUUAAUCCAGUUACUAAAUUUUGUAAUAUACAGAUGAUGUUUACAUAAAGUAACUUUUUCUGAAACUUAUGAAGGUAUUAGUUUUUGUUUGAAGAAUCUUUGAAAUUAUUGUAUUUGCCAGUGACUCUUUAAGUAUUAUUAUUUAUCAUAGCUAUACCUAAUUCCGUGUUAAAAGCCGUCAUAAAUUUUAAAGUAGCUAAGAAAGAAGAGGGCAAGUAUAAAUUGAACAGAUCAAAAUGCAAAUUUGUAAAAGAAUUUAAUCCUUGCAAAUUAACCCUCUGAGCGGCACAGGAUUUUAGAUCCAUGAUGAAGACCGGUAUUUAAACAGCAUGUAUUAAUUGAGUUUGUAUAAUUAC
This is a messenger RNA of Stegodyphus dumicola, 3541 nucleotides long. RefSeq names its product proton channel OtopLc-like. The record is from RefSeq and is a predicted model, not a curated record. Lineage: Eukaryota; Metazoa; Arthropoda; Arachnida; Araneae; Eresidae. Gene Ontology annotation, molecular function: proton channel activity. Gene Ontology annotation, cellular component: membrane. Gene Ontology annotation, biological process: proton transmembrane transport.